Messenger RNA from Peniophora sp. CBMAI 1063, 1056 nucleotides. Lineage: Eukaryota; Fungi; Basidiomycota; Agaricomycetes; Russulales; Peniophoraceae. The record is from the annotation of a GenBank genome assembly.
AUGUCUACCAACAACAACUCUAGUUCUAUCGAACGCUCCUUCUACCUCCCCGAUCUCCUCUCUCUUUCUGCACCCUUCAAAGGCUCAAAGAACCCGCACUAUGCGCCUGCAGCAGCUGAGAGUCGUGCUUGGCUGUCCCAGUACAUGCACGUCUUCGACGAUCAGGAGCGAGCGACCUUUGCACUGGCGAGCUGCGAGCUCCUGGUUGCGAACACGUACCCCAAGGUGCCGUUCGAGGAAUUCAGAACUGUAUGCGACUUCAUCAACAUGUUGUUUGUGCUCGACGAGGUCAGCGAUAAGCAAAGCGGGGUAGAUGCCCGCAAGACCGGCGACGUCUUCGUCAAGGCAUUGCGCGAGCCCGAAUGGGACGACGGCUCUGACGUUUCGCGCAUGACCAAAGAGUUCCGAGCGCGUUUCGUGCCCACCUGUGGUCCCCGUUCCUUCUCGCGCCUGUUGCAGCACUGCGUGGACUACGUCGCCUGCUUCGCACGUGAGGCUGAGCUGCGCGAGACGCAGACCGUGCUCGACCCUCUCAGCUACCGCGAUUUGCGCAGGGGCAAUAGCGCGGUUCGGGUCUGCUUCGGCUUGUACGAGUAUGCGCUCGGCAUUGAUCUGCCCGAUGAGGUGUUCGAGAAUGAUACGUUCAGAAGCCUUUACUGGGCCGCUGUCGAUAUGACGUGGUGGGCAAACGACAUCUACUCAUACGACAUGGAACAGGCAAAGGGCCACACGGGCAACAACGUCCUCACCGUGCUCAUGCAGGCCCACGGCCUUAAUCUGCAGGACGCCAGUACAUACGCUGGCAAGGCAUACGAGGAAUUCAUGCGCACGUACUUGGGCGCGAAAGAGGAUCUGUGCGCACACUCGUUCGGCGAUGCGCAGUUAGACAAGGAUGUCGACCGCUUCAUUGAAGGGAUAGAGAACUGGCCGAUUGGAAACAUUAUUUGGUGCUUCGAGACCGUGCGCUACUUCCCGCAACCGGAGGAAGUCAAGAAGACCAGGCUCGUGGUACUUAGGCCCACCAAGGCAAACGUCGAUCUGUCGUCCGGAAAUUGA